GAGCAGAAAUCAUUGAAACGUUUAACAGGACAGAAGAGGAAGAAGUUAUACAUGCUGGACACUGUCACUGUUGACCUUGUGUUGGGUUUUUUUUGUAGUUUUUUUUACCUCUUCUUGGAAGAUGUCUGAGAGCUAGCCAGCUGAGUAGAGGACUUCCCUCUCUUGCCCGUGCUCUCCACCUGCAGCCAUGAAUGGUGGAGCCAGUAUGUGGGCUAUCACUCCAGAGGAGAGGGGGAAACACGACAAACAGUUUGACACCCUCGCCCCCAUCCUUGGCUAUGUCUCAGGAGAACAAGCCAGGAAAUUCUUCCUCCAGUCUGGCCUGCCUGCUUCUGUGCUGGCUGAGAUCUGGAACCUGGCUGAUAUGGACAGCGAUGGGAAGAUGGACAGACUGGAGUUCUCUAUCGCUAUGAAGCUCAUAAAACUCAAACUUCAGGGGCGGAACUUACCCUCCGUUCUGCCAAUCAUCAUGAAGCAGCCUCCCAUCUCUAAUUCUGCUUCAACCAUCCCUUCAUCAGCACGUUUUGGAAUGGGUUCUAUGCCAAACCUGUCAGUUGGUCUGUCAUCCAUGUCAACUAUGUCAGCCAUGCCCAUCCUAACACCUAUCCCGGCUAACCCCCUCAUGCCCUCUAUGCAACCCCUGGUGCCAUCAAUGACUCUGCCCCUCAUCACCACCCUUGGAAACUCUGGACUCCCCAACGGCAAUAUCAACCUCCUCACACCGCCUCUUAUUCCCAACAGUGCAGCACUCCCACUCUCUGGUUUCUCUCCUCCCAUGGGGUUUUCUCCAUCCACCGGCAUGUCAAAGGCCAACUCUCUUCUGGACCUUGGAUCCAGCAGCUCAAAUUCUUCCUCCACCACGUCCUUGGCCAGUAACUCUCCGAAGACGGGUUUGAGUGAUUGGGCCGUUCCACAAGCUUCUAGACUCAAGUACCGGCAGCAGUUCAACACGCUAGACAAACUCAUGAGUGGCUACUUGUCAGGACCUCAGGUUAGAAACGCACUGAUUGCAUCCAACCUGACACAGACUCAGCUAGCUACCAUCUGGACCCUGGCAGAUGUGGAUAAGGAUGGUCAGCUGCGAGCUGACGAGUUUAUUCUGGCCAUGCACCUGGUGGACAUGGCUAAAACUGGUAGACCUCUACCGCUCACACUGCCUCAAGACCUGGUACCUCCCUCUCUAAGAGGAGGAAUCAAGUCCAGUGAGCUCGUUAAUGGAACAGGACCUUACAUUACUCCCUGUUUAAUAGAACCAGCAGAGAUAGAACCUGCACAAAAGACCAAGAGCAGUGUAUCCUUUGAGGACAAGCUGAAGGAGAACUUUGUGCGAGGCAGCGCCGAGCUGGAGAAACGGCGACUGGCUCUGGAGGAAGAGCAAAGGAAGGAGAGGGAGAGGAGAGACAGGGAGGAGAGAGAGGAAAGGGAAAGAAGGGAGAGGGAGGCCAGGGAGCAGGAGAACCGGAGGAGGCUGGAGGAGGAGAGGCGGCUGGAGAGGCAGAGAGAGAUGGAGAGACAGAGGGAGGAGGAGAGGCUGAGGGAGCUGGAGAGGAAGGAGGCAGCAAAGCAGGAGUUGGAACGCCAGCGGAGGGAAGAGUGGGAGCGUGGGAAGAAGGAGGAGCUGGGCAGGAGGAGAGAGGGGGAGCAGGAUGAAAUCUCCCGACUCAGGGCCAAAAAGAUGAGUCUAGAGUUGGAGCUGGCGGCUGUGGGCAACAAGCACAAGCAGAUCUCAGACCGCCUGCGUGACGCCCAGAGCAAGAGGCGGAUUCAGAAAGCAGAGGUGGACUUGGUUAAUCAGAAGAGGGAGGCACGUAUCGCAGAGAUCAACACUCUGCAGAUUCAGUUUGAGGAUUGGCAGAGGAAGCUCUCGCUGCUGGUCCCAGAACAACAGCAGCUGACAGAGAAGCUGCGAAACAUUAGUCUCAACAAACUCUCAUCGGUGACUUUGACCUCUCUGACUGGAAGUGUGACAGAGAAGGGUGUUAACUGCCGGAGACUGAAAGACCAGCUUGAUGCUCUGGAGAGGGAAACCACUGACAAACUGGCCCAGAUGGAGCAGUACAACAAAGAGCUUAAGGAGCUGAGGGAGAAGCAGGUGAGGCAGCAAGCUGUCCUGGACGACCUGUAUAGAGUCAAAGAGGAGAAACUGAAGGAGCUGCAGAUACGCAGGGAGGAGGAGAGAGAAAGGAGGAGGAGGGAGGAAGAGGAGGCAGCCAGACUGGCAAAGCUAGAGCAAGAGAGGAGAGAGCAGGAGCGGAGGGAACAGGAAAAGAGGGAGAAGGAAGAGGAGGAGGCGCGGCAGAGGAGGCUGCUGGAGGAGCAGAGGGCCAGACAGAGGGAGGAGGAGGAGAGGGAGGCACAGGCUCGCCUCCGGGCGGCCCAGGAGAAAGCGCAGGAAGAGGAGAGGAAACGGAAAGAGGAGGAGGAGAGGAGGAGGAAGGAAAAGCUGGAGAGAGGAGGACAGCAGCCGGUGACGGUGCCUCAGCAAUCCUCCAACCUGACCUCUUACAGAGCCCUGUACUCGUUUGUAGCCCGCAACACGGAUGAACUGAGUAUAGAUGCUGACUGUCUCAUAGAGGUGGAUGAGAAGACAGUCGGUGAGCCUGGCUGGUUGUGCGGGAGUUACCGUGGAAACAGGGGCUGGUUCCCCGAGAGUUACGCAGAGAAAUGUCCUACCCCCACCUCUACCGAGACCGUCCCCUCUUCCCCAGGACAACCCUCCUGUCCGCCACAGCCACUUAACACAGGAGUCCCAGAUGGGGAGGUAACGGGUGACAGCACUGUUCCUGUCCAAUCAGACACUGCACAGCUCUCGAUCCCUCUGCUGGCUCGCGCCGUCUCCUCGUGGUCGGCCACCUCAGAAACUCACCUCAGCCUCGCCUCCAGCGCAGGCGACGUCAUCACUGCGCUGCUGAGCUUCUCACAGGGUGAUGUCAUCAGCGUGCUGCAGCAGAGGGAUGACUGGUGGUUGGGGCAGCUCAACGGGACACAGGGAUGGUUCCCCAAAAGCUAUGUCACCGUGGAGGCGGGUGGCAAUACAGAUGUGGAUGCAUUUGAGACAUCUGAUUUUGUUCAGCUAGAGGAGUAUGUGGCCUUGUAUACAUAUGAGAGCCCAGAGGUGGGAGACCUGACAUUUGUUGAGGGGGAUGUUGUCAUGGUGACGGAGAGAGAAGGGGAGUGGUGGCGAGGGUGCAUCGGGGACCAGACGGGGGUGUUUCCUUCCAACUAUGUCCGACCUGUUGAACCAGAGUCGUCAAGACCUGGUGGUCCACCCAAGAAGCCCGAGAUCGCCCAGGCUGUCACCACCUCCGUUGCCCCGACAGUGCAUCAGCUGCAUCUGUCUCCAGGGCAACUGAUUGUGGUCCUGGCCAAGAACUCCACCGGCUGGUGGCUCGGGGAACUGCAGGCUCGAGGCAAGAAGCGGCAGAGAGGCUGGUUUCAUUCCUCCCACGUCAAGCUCCUGGGCCCCUCCAGCAGCAAGUCCUCCCCCUCCCCUCUGCCAGUGUGCCAAGUUAUCGCCAUGUACGACUACACGGCUGCCAAUCGGGACGAGCUGAGCUUCUCCAAAGGUCAGCUGAUCAACAUCCUGGACAAGACCAACCCUGAUUGGUGGAAAGGGGAGACUAACGGGACCACAGGCCUGCUGCCUACCAAUUAUGUCAAGAUGACCACAGAAUCAGACCCCAGCCAGCAAUGUACAGUAGAUUCCUUAUCCAUGUCAGGGCAUGAAGAGACUGACGGGUGUGCUGACCUGAUGACACUGGACACCAUGACCCCUCAGGAGAGGAAGAGACAGGGUUACAUCCAUGAGCUCAUCCAGACGGAGGAGACCUAUGUGGAGGACCUGGAGUUGGUGCUAGAGGUCUUCCACAAGCCCAUGUCUGAGUCAGGCCGCCUAACAGAAACUGAGAUGAGCAUGAUCUUUGUGAACUGGAGGGAGCUGAUUAUGUGUAACACCAAACUGCUCAAGGCUCUGCGUGUCCGUAAAAAGACAGGGGGAGAGAACAUGCCCGUCCAGCUGAUAGGGGACCUGUUGGCCUCAGAACUCGCACACAUGCAGCCCUACAUCCGCUUCUGCUCCUGCCAGCUCAACGCCGCCGCCCUGCUGCAGAGCAAAACCCACAACCAGCCCGACUUUAAGGACUUCCUCAAGAAGAUAGCCACUAACUACCGCUGUAAAGGAAUGCCGCUAUCCAGCUUCCUCCUCAAGCCAAUGCAGAGAAUCACACGCUACCCCCUGCUCAUAAAAAAUAUCCUGGAGCACACACCAGACAGCCAUGCAGACCACGGCCCACUUAGAGAAGCCCUAGAGCGAGCCGAGGAGCUGUGCUCUCAGGUCAACGAAGGGGUCAGAGAGAAGGAGAACUCAGAUCGGCUUGAGUGGAUACAGAGUCACGUCCAGUGUGAGGGACCUAUAGAGCACUUGGUCUUCAACUCGCUGACUAAUUGCCUCGGGCCUCGCAAGCUGCUCCACAGCGGUCGGCUGUACAAAACCAAAAGCAGCAGGGAGCUGUGGGCUUUCCUCUUCAAUGAUUUCCUUCUCCUCACACACAGCGCCAAAUCUUUCUCCUCCUCAGGACCAGACAAGCUAUUCAGCCCCAAGACCAACAUCCAGUUGAAGAUGUACAAAACACCGCUGUUUCUGAAUGAGGUUUUGGUGAAGAUGCCACCCGACCCAUCCAGUGAUGAGCCACUCUUCCAUGUCUCACACAUCGAUCGUGUCUACACACUCAGAACUGAGACCUUGAAUGAGAGGACGGCGUGGGUCCAGAAAAUCAAAGCAGCGUCUGAACAUUUCAUAGAGACUGAGAAGAAGAAGAGAGAGAAGGCUUACCAAGCACGUUCUCUGAAGUCUAGUGGUAUCGGCAGACUGUUGGUUACAGUCACUGAAGCCCAGGAGCUCAAAGCCUGUAAACCCAAUGGUAAGAGUAAUCCGUACUGUGAGCUGACGAUGGGGGCUCAGUGUUACACUUCCCGACCGAUCAGCGACACUCUGAACCCCAAGUGGAACUUCAACUGCCAGUUCUUUAUCAAAGACCUCUACCAGGACGUCCUGUGUAUCACUGUGUUCGAGAAAGACCAGUUCUCACCAGAUGAUUUCCUUGGUCGCACUGAAGUCCCCGUGGCAACUAUAAAGAAGGAGAUGGAGAGCAAAGGUGCUGCAAACCGUCGUCUACUGCUGCAUGAAGUCCCUACCGGAGAAGUUUGGGUGAAACUAGACCUUCAGCUUUAUGAGCCAACCAAAUGAGGAAAACACACAGCCAAGCUCUCCCUCGGGCACACACAGUCACUUUAUAGUAAUGAAGAGAAGACAUUUUUGUAUUUGCUUAAAUACAAGCAAACACAAGCACACACAUCCAAAAGUGCCUAUUUAUACCAGUGCAAGUGAUGCCGUGAAAAACUGUUGAUUUUACCCUCACUGCCUUGUUCUUCCAUGAGCCAUUCAGACUCAUUGAAGCGACCUCAAACACAAAGGGAAGGAGAUCCUGCCAAAAAUGUAGAAUGACAAAAAGCAAUGUCCUCAAAAGUAGUAAUUUAAUGUUGAAAACGGUGUUCUCGCUCCCAACACACCAGCUAAAAUAUGAAUUGCCAAUAUGCUCAUGUUCACCACUUGGAAAUGCAAUCAGACAAAAUGCCUUGAAAUAUAGUCAAUUAGUUUUCCUAAAUGAUUAAAAUACGUAAUAUUUUUAAUAUCUUAUGUACAAAUUUGUCAGUGGAGGAAUACAGCCUGUGAUCUUGUUACACACUGACAUACAGACAUUGUUUGGACUGACAAACAUGACUAUAGAUUUCAGCUGCUGCACACUACUGUACAAGAGUCGACCCUACGGUGUAACCAUGGGGCUUCAUGUUGUUAAAUCUUGGAAAUGGCUGGAAUAAAAUGUACAUACGGUAAA
Thunnus maccoyii (southern bluefin tuna) is the source of this 5894-nucleotide messenger RNA. RefSeq names its product intersectin 2a (gene itsn2a). The transcript has 39 exons. NCBI's taxonomy places the organism in Eukaryota, Metazoa, Chordata, Actinopteri, Scombriformes, Scombridae. The record is from RefSeq and is a predicted model, not a curated record. The coding region runs from base 188 to 5245 and encodes 1685 amino acids. Gene Ontology annotation, molecular function: calcium ion binding; guanyl-nucleotide exchange factor activity; protein binding. Gene Ontology annotation, biological process: positive regulation of Rho protein signal transduction; intracellular signal transduction.